Molecule: messenger RNA, 2544 nt
Organism: Dicentrarchus labrax (European seabass)
Lineage: Eukaryota; Metazoa; Chordata; Actinopteri; Moronidae
Product: cell division control protein 42 homolog
Exons: 6
Coding region: 144-719 (191 amino acids)
Biological process (GO): modification of synaptic structure; small GTPase-mediated signal transduction
Cellular component (GO): dendritic spine
Molecular function (GO): GTPase activity; GTP binding
Source: RefSeq, a predicted model, not a curated record
UUACGUAGUGGUUCACUACGCACGCAGCGUGUCCCUGUUCUAUUGACUGGGAAGCCCCUAGCGCGGAGCUGCCAACGCCCGGCGUAAAGACACAAACAGAGUAUACGAUCUUGAAUGAGUAGCGAAGACUGUAAAACACAGCUAUGCAGACCAUCAAGUGUGUUGUAGUUGGGGACGGUGCUGUGGGUAAAACCUGCCUGCUCAUCUCUUACACCACAAACAAGUUUCCCUCUGAAUAUGUACCUACGGUGUUUGAUAACUAUGCUGUAACUGUAAUGAUCGGAGGCGAGCCCUACACUCUGGGCUUGUUUGAUACAGCAGGUCAGGAAGACUACGACAGGUUACGACCUCUGAGUUACCCCCAGACAGAUGUCUUCCUCGUCUGUUUCUCCGUCGUGUCCCCCUCCUCCUUUGAAAAUGUCAAAGAAAAGUGGGUUCCAGAGAUCACUCACCACUGUCCAAAGACCCCUUUCCUGCUAGUUGGGACUCAGAUUGACUUGCGGGAUGACCCAUCUACUAUAGAGAAGCUGGCCAAGAACAAGCAGAAGCCCAUCACCCCGGAGACAGCCGAGAAGCUGGCGAGAGACCUCAAGGCUGUGAAAUAUGUGGAGUGCUCAGCCCUUACGCAGAAAGGCCUAAAGAAUGUGUUUGAUGAGGCGAUAUUGGCUGCAUUGGAACCCCCAGAGCCCAAGAAGAAACGCAAAUGUGUGCUGCUAUGAGAGGCUCCUCCCUUUUCAAAGCGCACACACCUAACACAUGCAUCCAUCUUAAAUAAACACACACACGCACACGCACGCACACACACACACACAAACACACGCAAACACAAGCCCCCCGCCCCAGCUCCCCAAUCCCUUUUCCUUUGCUCUGCUAAGGCUGGUUGACAGCAUUGUCCUCCACAGGGAAGACUAGAAAGAAAACAGCCUACCAAGUUCCAGAUAAUUGUCUGCAAUAAUAAGAAGCUUCACCCCAUAAGUCUGAGUUUUUGGGACAAAAGAUCAACCUAACCCCGGCAAACAGGCCGCUGUGGGCUCCGGGGCAGGGUGGCGUGGCCUCGGACGGGGACGCAGACACCGUGCUUACGUACAAGUAGAGUUCAUUCUGUCGAGCGUCUGAUAGAUUGAUUUUGACUCGGCCGGUGCCGUGGCCCUAAUCAACUUUUAGAUGCCCAGCCAUUUAGUUGUCCUCAGCCAGUGUAAAGGUUUUGUGGAUAUAAGCCCCGCCCCCAAGCCCAUCCCGGCUGCCUGAUUGGCGGCUGCCCGCGCUGACGGACCCGCCCCCUCUGUUGACGAGCACACGUGAUCCCCUACGUUCUCUCUCAGCACUACCAGAAGAAAUGCUAACAGAGUAGUGUUGUUUUGUUUUUGUUUGCCAACACCCCCCUUUUCUCCACAAACACACGAUGACACGUCUGAGAUAUUUAUUCCAUGUUCCACAUAGACGCGCUCUUAACCACUAAGGAAACUGUGCAGGUCUCACGGGACUCGGUAAGGCUAAAUCUCCACACAACUCUCACCGGGGAAAUUGAACUAGUCAAUAUUGCCACCUAGUAUCCAGUCCUCUCAGUGUGGACUUUUCUCAGUGCAGAGUCGCAGUCCGUUUGGAGUGUGGUAAUCACUUGAAGAGCUAAAGGCAUCCAGUAGUAACGGGUCCGCUAGUCGACCACAGGAAUUGGCCUUUUAGAAGCAGGGAACUUAAACAGUGUUAGCGGAACAAGCGGUGUGUUCUUUUAUGCGUUGCCAGGGACCAAGGGAGGGUAAAGCAGGAUCCGGUUGUUAACAUCGUCAUCACCGUACACUUAGAGCGGGUCCAACAGAGACGUCCGUGUGAAACAAAUGUUCCCACUGGCAGCCAAAUCUAAAGAUCCAUUUUUAGAAAACUGAUCAAUGAACAUGAAUUUCCACCAGAAUUCUGUGCCAGGUCAGAAUUUGGUGCCUUCCCGUAGUGUGUUUUUAUCCAGGCUGUGUGUCUGAGGUGUGAAGGGCUGUCCGCUCUGUUGGACCCACUCAAACUGUACGGUGCUGCAUGUAGCUGAGCCUUGGUCUCUGUUCUAAAUGAUAGAUUUAACAGAUGUAAUUAUAAUGUAAGCUGGCACACAAUGUUGAUGUAGGCUCCAGGUGUUUUUACCAAAAUCUUUUUUUUGUUUCUUUUUGUUUAUUUCUGUUUGUGUUUUAUUUUUUAUUUUAUAUAUAUAAAUAUAUAAAAAAAAAAGGUUACUUUCACUCCUUUUACAUUUAGGGGUCGGAACUCAUCUGAACUCUUACCUGCCAGUUUAUUUACCAAGAUAACCAAAAGAUUGGUUUAGUUGAAUAAAAACCUCCAAUGGCAGAGAGACUGUUUAGUAAUUUGGUAAUUCUUGUGAUUGGUUGGUUCUUGUUUUUCUUAACUGGUGGCUUAGAGUUGGGUUGAUAUCCAGUCCAAGUCAGUAUAAUUAUUAUAACCUGUUGUUGUUUUGGUGCAAAACCAAAUGCUUUGUCUAAAGUCUUUGUUCUUUGUAUAUGCAUUCUUUUCAAAAAUAUUAAACUUAUACCUUAAUUGCCUUUA